UUUAAUUUCAAAAUGAGACGUUUUCAACAAGCUAAAAGUUUUUUAAAACUUUUUCAAAGAUUCUAUUGCUGUAAACCACCAGAAAGUAUAAAAGUCGAUGUGGAAAAGACAGUAGUUUCAGUAGAAAAAGAAGUAAAAGCGGAUAUUUCAGAAGAAUGUGCCAAGUUCGAAGAGCAAGUUGUGAAACAGGCCUUGCUCGAGAAAGAACAAGACGCAUCUUUGCAAAGUCGUUUGGCCAAAGAUUGUAAAUUGUUAUUUAGUAAAUCGUCCAAGCAAUUGACUAUUAAACAGUUCAGCGAGAUACGUUUAGAUGAAAUGGUUCUUCCAAAAGAUGCAACAGAAUCACCCAAAUCUGGAAGCUUCGAGCUUUACUUGAAAGAUAUGGAUCUACAACAAACCCUUGAAACCUCACCAGCUCCAAAAGAUGUCACAACAGACAAAAUUACUGUAGUUGAUAGUAGCGGAGGAAAAAAGAUGUCUGAUGGGAACAGACCAAUACGACAAGAGCCAGGAAAAGUCCUACUAACAUUCAUCCCACAAGAAUGGUGGUACGCUCUGAUGCCAAAAACAGGCGUUACAGGCCUAGGCACGUUCUUUUUCACUUUUGCCACUUACUUGGUCAGCAAAGAGCAUUACGUGCUCGAACAUUACUACUAUCACGGACUCAGCGUUUUAGUAAUUUGGGUGUGCGGCAUCAAAUACCUCGGACCGACAUUAGCCAAAUAUCUCGAUAAGGAAGUGGAUGCUUAUGAAGCGGCUUGGAACGAAGAUAGAGUGAAGCAAAAAGAAUAUUUCAGCGAGAGCAUUAUAAAUGAGCUACAUUUGCAAUUUCAAAUGGAUGGUCAGCUAAUGAUUACUGAUGUUAAAAGGGAGAAUGUACAGUUGCAACUUGAAGAAGAGUAUAGAAAAAGACUAAUGUACGCUUAUAACGAAGUAAAAAAUCGCUUGGAUUAUCAUGUGGCAGUGGAAUUAAUAAGGGAAAGGAUUCAACAUAGGAAUCUGAUUGAGUAUGUUACUGCUGAGGUGACAAAGGCAAUAACGCCCGAAAUGCAAGACAAACUAAUUUAUUACUCGAUUGAUCGUAUAGUUGAAGAUUUAGCUAAAAUUACAGAGAAAAAAUAAUUAUUUUUAAUCAAUAAAACUACCUUUUGUUAAAUAAUAACAUGCACUUUUAUUUUAACUUAGGAGAAAAUUGUAUCAACUUGAAGGCCUUAGUUCAAUUAAAAAAGUAUUUACAAUAAUUAAAACUUCAGAUCAGGAAAUCUACUUCUUACAUGCAAACAGAAAUUAUUAUUUUAACUUAAAUUAAAAAUAUCGGAGAUUAAUAAAUAUUUUUACAAAAAUACGAUGUCAAAUUUUGCUGUAAUAAAGUGAUCUACACCUUCAAAUAAUGAAUAUGGAAUAGCUUAAAAAAAAAUAAUACUAAUUGACUCUAGGUCUUUUUGCUUUUGGUUCAGGAUUGUCCAGCAUCAGCUCUUCGGGUACUUCGAGGCCCAAUUCGUAAGCUUUUUUAGCCAAGUAGCUCAGUAAUUUGUAGCCGCAUCUGAAAUAAGAUUCAAAUAAUUUUUAUUUUUGCUAGAUUCAAUCAGUUACUUGUAGACUUCGUCCGAGCUGGAAUUGUAAGUGUUACAAUUGUUAAAAACGAGCACCACGUCUCUCAUCAGUUGCGAAUCCGUACUGUAUUUGCCCAUGUUUAAUUUGUACUUGAUUGUACCGAAAUCCAUGGGUUCUUUUAUGAUAUCGUAAUAGUCAGGAACCUAGAAAGAAAAUACAAAUUGAAUGUGCAAUAAUAA
Molecule: messenger RNA, 1793 nt
Organism: Ceutorhynchus assimilis (cabbage seed weevil)
Lineage: Eukaryota; Metazoa; Arthropoda; Insecta; Coleoptera; Curculionidae
Source: the annotation of a GenBank genome assembly